AUGUUUGCAAACCUCAUAUGUGUACCACUCCGGCUCUUGGAUCCAUUGAAUAUCAAGGAUGCGCUAACCGAAAUUAUCAAGAAGGAUUUUUUCCAACCGGCGUCGGCGUUCUUGGACGAUCUCAAUCGGAUCCAGCAACUUCACAACUACAUAUCAUCCGAGACUUCAAGCUCUGAUUUAGACGCAUUGGAGUCCGCCCUUUACGAAUACUAUUACCUAGUUGGAGAUAUUUCCAGCAAGUUUCCUAACACUGGCCUUACAGUCACCUGGUACGGCACCCUUGGUCAUAAACCGGUUAGGUGUCUCGCAUCCUCGUGGAGCGAGGUGCAAGGGAGUAUUGUUCACCAGUUGGGAAGUUUAUACUGCCAGAAAGCCUUCAAGGAAAGUCAGUACACAGAUGAGGGCAUUAAAGCUGCGUGUUCUUAUUUUAAGCUCUCUGCUGGCUGCUACGAGUACGUACAAACCAUAGGCGUACUGGGGAGGGAUUACGAGGAGACCACUUUACAAUGCUUACAAUGGCUCAUGUUGGCACAAGCCCAAGAACUUACCUGGAAUAAGGCCAUAUCUAACAUAUCCAUGAAGAAUACCGUGAUUGCAAGAUUGUCUAUCAAAGUGUCUGAAAUGUACGCCAAUGCUCUUGAAUUUGCCGACAAGUCCGAUUCGAUAAUUUUGGAUUGGAUCAACCAAUUCAAGGUAAAAAAGCGACACUUUAGUGCUGCAGCACAGUACCGCAUGUCAAUCGUCUCACUAGAUGCAUUUGAAUAUGGAAAGCAGGUGGCUUAUCUAAAGGAAGCAUCAUCCUUCUGUUCGGAAGCUGGCAAAUAUAAGCGUUAUGUGAAUGCAGCCGUCAUAGAAGAUCUACAGGGCCUAACCACUAUGGUUAAUGAAACGCUUCGAAGUGCCCAGAAAGACAAUGACUUAGUGUAUUUGAAGCCAGUGCCCAAUUUCCAAGAUCUACCUCCAAUAAAUGGAGUAUCCAUGGUCAAUGCCGAGGUUCCAAAGCGAUUGCACGAGAGAGGAGAUAUUCCAAAGGCAUUUGCCACUCUUUUGCCCUUCGCUAUUAUCCAAGUUGCUCAAGCCUUUAAGGAGAGGUAUGAACAAUUUAUUUCACAAUCGUUCCAUAUUCCAGUCGAAGCACUCACGAGGAUGUUGGUGAAAUUCCUCACUGAUAAUGAUUUGCCAGCCUCGAUAGAUACGCUUCAGAAGCCUGAGAGCUUGCCUGACUCAAUCAUUCACCACUCGCAGGAAAUUAUGUCUAUCGGAGGUAUCAGGUUGAUGGAGUCUUCCAUGUCAGAAAUCUCAAAAUUGGCAGCAAAGGCUCACGAUCUCAUACAAUCAUGCGAGGAGAGACUUCGUAUGGAAAAAUAUGAAGACAAUUUAAUGAGAGAGCGCGAGGGCUCGGCGAGAUGGAACAGGCUACCUUCUCAAGUUGCGGCUGGUGAUUUCACCACCAGAUUGGGCAAAAUGAAGGAAUACCUAGAGCGAGGCCAUCAAAGUGAUAUUAUGAUUGGGGAUAACUAUGCCUCUAUCAGGAAGUUUUUGGAGAUUUAUUGUGCUGGUCAGGAGGCGUUGAUCAAAGCGAUUCCCAGAUCCACCCUUUCGAACCUCAGCUCCGCAGUAGCGCAUCUGGUAGCAGAGUUGCGAGAUCUACUUAGAGAGGCAGACUCCUUAGAGAAGAGCAGACACAGGUUUCUUUCCAGCAUUAACAUCAAGGCAAGGGACCAUAGCAUUCUUCCAGCUAUUCUCAACGAGUUUAAGAAGAAUCCAGAACAGUACCAGGACUCCAAGGGUAAUAUUGACACAACGAAAUUAGAGGCAGUUUACGAACGCCACAUCAAAUUCUUCAGUUCUGAUCUCAAGUUCUUAGAAAAUCUGAAAGAACAACAAAUCGAACUUGAGAAGAAGAUCCACGAGGCGAAUGCUGGCUUCUCUCAAGCGAGAACCGUAGACUACGACAAAUCGCAGAGAAAACGACUCGAGGUUCUUCAAAGUUUUGAAGAAGCAUAUGCUCAAUACUUGGACCUCGUAUCAAACUUGAAUCUGGCCUCCAAGUUCUAUGGCGAUUUUCUCGAGAAAGGAAGUGUGGUUCUACGUGAAUUAGAUGAGUUUCUCUACUCCAGGCGAGAGGAAGCACGAGAGCUCGAGAUCUCCAUCCAUAAUUCCGACAAGUUUAGUGAAAUCGAACAUUCAAUGUCGAAUUCAGGGUCGUCCUUGCCUGCACCAAGGGGCCAGAAAGCGAACACCUGGGACACUUCUAAAGGAAUCAACAGUGCGCACACUUCACCAAGGUUUUUCGAUGAGUAUGGAGAGUACAUGAUCCUACGGUAUCUUCGAUAUAUGAAGAAUUACGUCAUGACGCAACCAAAGAAGAACAUCAUCACUAUUGUUGGCACCACCGGGGUGGGCAAGUCGCAAUUAAGUAUAGACUUGGCCAAGGCCAUCAAUGGAGAGAUUAUCAACGCCGAUUCUAUGCAAGUAUACAAGCGUAUCCCCAUUAUAUCCAAUAAGCAUCCAAUAAAAGAUAGAAAGGGCGUGCCGCAUCAUGUCAUGGACCAUGUUGAGUGGAAUGAAGACUACUUUAUCCAUCGAUACAGCGAGGAAGCAAACGCUGCCAUUUCAGAUAUCCAUUCGAGAGGUAAGACUCCCAUCAUUAUUGGAGGCACUCAUUAUUAUCUACAGAAUCUUAUUUUCAAGAAUAAAACCGUUGGAGAGAAAGAAGACAAGGAGACUUUGAAGAAACUCAGUGCGGAGGAGCAAGAGCUACUAGAUGGCCCAGUCGAGGCGAUUUUCCAGAGGUUAACGGAGGUCGACCCAGUGAUCAGCGAGAAGUUUCACCCACAAGACAAGAGGAAGCUCAGAAGGGCACUUGAAAUAUUCUUGACAACUCGCCAGAAACCCAGUGAGAUUUAUUACGAGCAAAAACUAGAUGAGAUCGAGGACUCAUCAUUGAAGUUCAACAGUCUACUUUUCUGGCUAUAUUGCGAGCCAGAGACUUUAAAGGAACGUCUCGAUAAGAGAGUGGACGCCAUGAUGGACUCGGGAGCGUUGGCGGAAAUCCAGGAAAUGAACGCUUUCUAUCAAAGGGAAGACCCAAGGCCAGAUUGUACCAAUGGAGUGUGGCAAGUUAUUGGAUUCAAAGAAUUCCUUCCUUGGCUUGAAAGUGGUCAAUCCAAUCCAAAUCUAUUUCAAGAAGGUGUCGAACGAAUGAAGAUUCGAACUCGCCAGUACGCUAAGUAUCAAGUCAAGUGGAUUAAGAAGUUAUUGGGUGUAGAACUCAAUAAGGAAGCACGCUUCAAUUUCAAAUAUGGAGGAAAAAUGUACCUUCUCGAUGCAACGGAUUUGAAUCAGUGGGAAGCAAAUGUCGGAACCCGAGGUUGCAAAAUUGCUGAGCAAUUCCUUACAAAUGGACCACUAGGAGUGGUAGAACCUCAGGCACCAGUGGCCCUUCUCAGCAUACUUCCAACUUCCGAAUUCUACGAGGAGUUCAACAGCAAUAAAACCAUUAAAUCCGUAUCUAACUGGAAACAUUUUGAAUGUCCUGUUUGCAAAGACUCAGAAGGGAAGCCGUUUAUCGCUGUGGGAGACGACAAUUGGAAAGUUCAUGAGAAAAGUAGAAGACAUAAAAAGCAAUUAGGCUCUGCUGAGCGGAAGAGAAAGCAUGAGGAGACAUUGGCCAAGUUCAAGAAGGCCAAGGAGGAGGAAAAUGCUGCUUAG
This is a messenger RNA of Sungouiella intermedia, 3714 nucleotides long. The record is from the annotation of a GenBank genome assembly. Lineage: Eukaryota; Fungi; Ascomycota; Pichiomycetes; Serinales; Metschnikowiaceae.